Molecule: messenger RNA, 2100 nt
Organism: Iphiclides podalirius (scarce swallowtail)
Lineage: Eukaryota; Metazoa; Arthropoda; Insecta; Lepidoptera; Papilionidae
Source: the annotation of a GenBank genome assembly
AUGGAUAAGAAGAGUAAAAAGAAAACUGUCAUAAAACGGAAAAGUGAGGACCCUUCCGAGAGCGAGAAGAAAAAAAUCAUGGUUAACAGAAAAGCCGAAGAGGAGAAAGAAAAAAUUGAGGUGGUGAAUCAAGUGGUGGAGGUACCCGUGGAGCAGGGGCAACAGAUCGUGCACACAGGCCAACUGGUCGAGGGGAACUUCGAGCAACCGGUGUUUGUAAAUAUGAAAGGGGAGCCCGUGCAGUUGGGCCCUAACACGGUUAUAUUGUACGAGCAAAGCGGGAAUCCGUCGAAUUUCGCCUUCGGCGGCAUGUGGACCAUGGACUCCUCCGGCAGGAUCGUUAUGGCGGAGACGAUUUACGACGUGAAGGGUGAACCCGACGAAGAAGCCGGCACGUUCGUACAGAACGCCACCGAAGUCAGCAAUCAAGCAGUAGAAGAGCAAACUAGUACAUAUCAGCAGUACGAACUUAGCAGCAAUGCUCAAGUUGAAGGCCAAGAAUAUGAGGUGGCGAUCAUUGAAAAUCCAAGUGAUGCAAAUGAAAGGAGCACGGAGAACCAGGUGAUAUCAACUGAAGCACAGCUGGUGGCCACAGGCCCUGGCGCAGUUCGCUGGCUGAACCAGAAAUACGAUUUUGUCGUGAGGAAGCUGCAACUGAACUAUGAUGCUGGUGUGAAGCUGAUGUAUUCCCUCUCCGGGUGUAUCCAGUGCGUGUACUUAACAACUCCCAGCAUGCAGCUGGCUUUCAAUGCGGUGCCUCAGUUUCUCUGCAUUGAAACCGGAAUAGAGUUCAACAGCAGUAUGUCGACCGUGAACGGCUCGGGAACGUCGAGUAUCAAGCACAACGUGACCCUGUUCCUCGCUGAGGAUGGCAACGGGAAGUCCGUCAUCGUCAGCGCAGGCAUAUCCACCCUCAUCGGGGAGGACCUCACUUGGCUCCUGGAGACGUUCAAGUCUUGCAACCCGGCGUGGCGGCAGGUGCGGUGCGUCGUGUGCGACCCCACAAAAUCUCAGCAGGAGGUGCGCUCGGCGUUCCCGAGCGCGCACGUGACGUGCAGCGUGUGGCAGGCGGCGAGCGCGGCGGCGCGGCUCUGCGCCGACGGGGCGGAGGGGGGGCGCGCCGCGGACGCCCCCCUCUCGGCCGCCCCCGCCAACGCCGCGCCCCCUCCGCCCCCCGCGCACGACGAGAUGGCGGCGCGCUGCAAGACGUACGCGCUGGCGCUGCUGCGCGGCGACCACACGCCUGCGCAGCUGCAGGUGCUGAAGCGCGGUAUUAUCGGUACGGGGGCGGGCACGCUGCGGAUGUGGGAGGCCCUCACCAGGCCAGGGGGCGCCAUCAGCAAGCUGGACUCUUGGCUGGAGGCGGACAACUACACCAACAUACUUCACAAGGGUCUGGAACGGCUGGUGGCUAAGUUCCAGAACAUGGUGCGCAACCAGAUGCAGCCUGACGAGUUCGUGUCCCUAUUCUUCAAUGUUGCCAACCAGCUGGAGGACGAGAGGAGGAGUUUCGCCAUUGGAAGGCUGCGGGAUAUGGAGACGAUGAAGCAGUCGCCCACGGACACCAUAACGCAGUACGCGUACAACCUGAUGAGCCACCAGACCAAGUUGGCGCAGCGCUGUCUCGACGACAGGACCAGCAGGAGGCACAGCAGCGCGGCGAUCUGCAAGUACGGUACCUCAACGCAGGAGUGCUCCUGCCUCUUCAGCAAGGUGUUCCGGCUGCCGUGCCGGCACAUCCUCAUGCUGACCACGGAGCUCAAGGUGAAGACGCAUAUCCCGUUCGAGCCCCGCUGGACGGUGCAGUACUGCCUGUUCGGCUGUGACAGCACCCUUGGCACCACCACCACUACCACCAACACGACCGGUCGGCGGUGUGAGACAACAGCAGUACGUACUGGCCACUCCAGGGCAAGCAGCAACACCGGUUUCACAGGUGAUAUUCUGCGGUGGGGGCGUAGGAAGCGUCGGUGGAGUAGGGGGCGCCGCCCCUGUCAUCACGUCUGUCCUACCGCCUGGAGGGGCUGUUCUCACCCCUCACCACACGCUGCAUCAGUGAGAACAAAAUGGCAGCAGGAUGUUGAAGACGAUACUCAAGCA